This is a messenger RNA of Carassius auratus (goldfish), 3317 nucleotides long. Its product is annotated as tropomyosin alpha-1 chain. The transcript is spliced from 9 exons. The coding region runs from base 274 to 1128 and encodes 284 amino acids. Lineage: Eukaryota; Metazoa; Chordata; Actinopteri; Cypriniformes; Cyprinidae. The record is from RefSeq and is a predicted model, not a curated record.
AAACGGUCAAAUGUCGAGCACGAGCAACAGCGAAUCGCCACCCAGAUCCAUAAAAAAGACGCGAGGCACGGAGAAGCAGCCGAACGCGGCUGUUUCCAAAAAAGUAUUGAAUGUCCAGAGGAAUUCAGUCACCCCUCCCGUGGACGUACGUAUUUGAGAGCGCGCACAGGAGCGGGCGCUCGCACUCCAGCUCUGCGUUCAGUCCCACGCGCUUCUGACCCUCGCUCCUCUGUGGAAAUUCCUCUUUUGCAGCCGAACAACCCAUAAGCAGCCAUGGAUGCCAUUAAGAAGAAGAUGCAGAUGCUCAAGCUCGACAAGGAGAACGCAUUGGACAGAGCUGAGCAGGCUGAGGGAGACAAAAAGGCAGCGGAGGACAGGAGCAAACAGCUUGAGGACGACCUCCUAGCACUGCAGAAGAAACUGAAGGGCACCGAGGAUGAGCUCGACAAAUAUUCGGAGGCUCUGAAAGAUGCACAGGAGAAACUGGAGCUGGCUGAGAAGAAAGCUGCAGACGCUGAGGGUGAUGUAGCGUCCCUGAACAGACGUAUCCAGCUGGUGGAGGAGGAGUUGGAUCGCGCACAGGAGCGUUUGGCUACUGCCCUGCAGAAGCUGGAGGAGGCCGAGAAGGCCGCUGAUGAGAGCGAGAGAGGCAUGAAGGUGAUUGAGAACAGAGCUCUGAAGGAUGAGGAGAAGAUGGAGAUCCAGGAGAUCCAGCUAAAGGAGGCCAAACACAUCGCUGAGGAGGCCGACCGCAAAUACGAGGAGGUGGCCCGUAAGCUGGUGAUCGUUGAGGGUGAGCUGGAGCGCACAGAGGAGCGCGCCGAGCUCAAUGAGAGACGCCUUCGGAAAUCAGAAGAUGAGCUUCGAGUGUUGGACCAAACCUAUAAGUCAUUAAAGGCAUCAGAAGAACAGUACUCACAGAAAGAAGACAAAUAUGAGGAGGAGAUCAAGGUCCUCACUGACAAACUGAAGGAGGCCGAGACCCGUGCCGAGUUCGCCGAGAGGUCAGUCGCCAAGCUCGAGAAGACCAUUGAUGACCUUGAAGAUGAGUUGUAUUCCCAGAAACUCAAGUACAAAGCCAUCAGCGAGGAGCUGGACCACGCUCUCAACGACAUGACUUCAAUGUAAUUGAUCUGCGGUCUCUGCCUGUGCCUGUGCCCCUCCCUCAUUACCCAUAAUCCCCCUCUCACCCGCUCUAAACCAGGUCUUGGAUCCUCAGUUCUUCACCUCUAUCUCUGUAACUCUACAAGGCUUAUGGUUCCUGUAGUGCAGUUUGAGGUUUUUGAAGUAUUUAGUUUAUUUGAGAUUCAUCUAUGAGUUAAUGUGAAGACCAUGGCUUGUAGAGUCAGUGUAUAGGAGUUUUGUGAUUUUGAAUUCAUAACUAUUGUGUUACUUUAAAUAAUCUUGUGUGAAAACAAAACUACUUAAACUUUGGUUCAAUUUUUGCUACUAAGGCUGGGUGAUACAGCUUUGAGUUUAUUUCUAUUUUGUUAUAUAAAUGUACAAUUAAAAUAUUUGUAAGAUAAUAUAUAUUAAAUUUAUAAAUCGAAAAAAUAUAUAUUUAAUUAAAAUAUUGAAAUGUUUGAGAAAAAGUUUUUAUAAAGUAUAACACUUUUUUUUCCCACCAAAUAAAAACUCUGUUUAUAUUAACACAUGUAUGUUGAAAACAAAAUAAAAAUAAUAAUAAUACACGCACUACUGAAAUUUGAGGUCAGUAUAGAUGCUUAAAUUAAAUGUUUGAAAAUGUAUAUUAUUAAUUAUUGGAAAUAUUACUAGUAUUUGAUAUUUUUCUUCAGUAAGGAUGCAUUAAAUUGUUUACUCUUACUGUUCUUUUGAACCAUUUAAAGGAACUUUAAAAGAUUAGUGAAAAAUGUAUUUUAUUUACAUUUUUUACAAGAAUAUUAAGCGACAAAAACUGUUUGCAACAUUAAGAAAUGUUUCUGAAGGAUCGUGUGACGCUGAAGACUGGAGUAAUGACUCAAAAAAAAUUAGCAUUAACUUUUAUUUUAAACUGUAGUAAUAUUUCAGUCUUUCAAAAACAGUGAAAUCUUACCAACCCCAAACGUUUCAAAAGAUAGUCCAUAUUUUUAACUAAUGUCUGUGGAAAAAGUCAUCACAAGUGUUUAAAGUGAUUCAUAAAAGCGAUGAAAUGAAUUUCCUGAUAUUGUUGCUAUUCUGGCUUUAUAAAUCCAUCUAAUCUCAAACUCAUUUAAGUAGCUUUAUGAAAGUUAACAAUAUUCAGGAUGUUGGUUAAUUGUGUGGACUAUAUCACCCAGCCCUACACUCUUAAAAAUAAAGGUGCUUCAAAUGUUCUUCAAGCGAUGACAUCAUAGAACCUUUUUGGUUCCACAAAGAACCAUUCAGUCAAAGAUUCUUUAAAGAACCAUCUCUUAACUUUUUAAGAUCUGAAGAACAUUCUUUCGCCACAAAGAACCUUUUGUGAAACAGAAAGGUUCUUCAGAUGUUAAAGGUUCUUUAUUGAACCAUUUACACAGACAGGUUCUUCUAUGACAUGGUGAAGCACCUUUAGUUGUUAAGAGUGUACUGGCAGGACUGUGAAGUCUCGCCCCCCAAGCAUGAGAUGUUGAUUCAGAAACGCACUGUGUUUUUCCAGCGGGAAGCGUUUCGUGCUCCGUGACUUCCUGUGUGUGCUGUUUUCUCUACUAACAAGGUCUUCUUCUGUUCAGAAGACAGGCCCAAAGCCUGCCGUGUGGAGAUGUUUGUGAUCUGGUGUGAUGUUGUGUCUCAUGCAGUAGUUGUUUAGGAGCGUGAGCUGCUUGGUAAGUCAGCCGUGAGGCAUUCGUCAGGGAUCUAGUGUGAGCCGGAUAAAGUCUGGUAUCAGAGAUUAACAGAGACCCUGUCAAAUAAAUAAUCACUGUGGAUCCUGUCUGUGGUGGUUUCUUCCCUCUUCUUGUGUUUGAUGGCUUUCUCUGUCCCUUCCAUCACCUUUUCUCUUACUUUUCCUCCAUGUGCAGAUAAAUUGUUCAUCAAAGACACGUCCCGCCGGCUGAACGACUUCCCUCUGCUCUUUCCAGCCUUUCUUUUCCUCUCAUCCCUCUACAUUGUGUGUUGUUAUCCAUCUAUUCUUGUACAGAACCUUUAAUUAUUUUGGCUUUAUGUAAAACUAUGUAAAUGUCUCAUUUCUGUCCUUUUUGUUCUUUAUUUCCUUUUCAUUUCUUUGUGCUUUUAUUGCCGUGGCUCUAAUAAAGUCAGAAGCACCGGUAGAAGUCCUGGGUUUCUUCUGUGGUUAUUGUAUGAGAUGUAAUAGCGAGGAGAACGUGAGCUCUUGUUUCUUAAUAAAGCCAAUAUUUUCAUGU